CGCUUGCAUAGUCUACGACGCACCUCAACCGUCUUGCCAUUUCCAGGGGCGCUCCUUGUUUUCUGCGUCUCACUUCAACGGCCUCCCGGAUCUCCCCCGUUCCUAGGAGGGCCUUUCCCAACCUCACGAUGGCCACUCAUCUCACCAGCAACCAUGCCACGCCAGGUCUCAUCGACCACAGCAUCAGCAUAACCCAGCCCUCAGAUCUGGAUGCCGUCGAGACCCUCAAAGCUGUCCAAGGGAUCAUCGGCACAUACCUUGCCAAUGGUACAACAGGUGGCCGAAGCAGGAUUCCAACUCCUGAAUCCAGUGCAAUUCCGAAGCGUUUGGAGGUUGACAAACGAAAGGUGGACGAUAUGAACGGAUACCAGGCACAAAUUGUGCGGGAAGCCGCGGAUUUGUUGAGUGAAGCAGUGCUGACAAGCAGCCCGGGGAAGGACAUUGACGAAGUGAGCGGACAGCAGCAGACGGAUAUAAAGGCCGUCGAAUCCGAACCCACCAGCAACAUCGCCCAGGCACCUCUCAACACCCAAAACAUGGCAACUGACCAACUAGAUCGGGGUGCGCGCAACUCUGCAGCGACUAACACCAGCUCUGGUGCCGAUAGGAUGGAGUCCCAUGGGGUUGGUACGCGUAAACUCAACGGGGACAGCAAGGCCAACGGCAUCAACACCAAAGCAUCGCCUCCUUCUAGCACCCCUCAGCCCAACCAAGACCUCCUCGACCUCACCGCAAACAUCGCACACAGCAUCUCUCAAAUCGCAACCGAUGACGCCGCUCGGAUCAAACCCGUCACAGACACCCUUGAGUUGGCCACUGCUCUCCGCCCUCCCGGCGACACCAUCAUGGGCUGGUUUGCCAACAUGUCCGUCAUCUCGGCCGUGCGUCUCUUUAUGCACUGGGGUGCGUUUGAUAUUAUCCCCUCGAGCAAAGGGGAUAGUAUCACAUAUGCUGGGCUGGCUGCACGAGUCAACGCCGACGAGGGACUCAUUGCCCGCGUCGCAUCGAUGCUCACCUCCUCCAACAUCCUUCUCCACCAUCCCACUUCGCCCACCCACCCAGCCCCGUCCCUCUCCCACACCCCCACCUCCUUGCUCCUCAUCUCCGGCCAGCCCAUGUCCGCCAUGUUCUCCCUCAUGUACAACCACGUCGCGGCCGUCUCCACUGUCCUCCCGUCCUACUUCGACACCUACGGCCGGACGGAGCCGCUCGGCCCGGCCCACAUCCCGACCUCGUACCUAGCCGGCCGCCCGGAGGAGGACUUCUUCUCGCUGCUCAAGAAGGACGAGCCCGCGCUGCGGAACUUUGGCCUCGCCAUGCGCAUGACCAGCAAGCGCGUGCCCGUCACGGGGGUGUAUGACAUGACGGGGGUGCUGCGGGCGGCGGCGGCGGGGAGGGAGACCGUUUGGGUGGAUGUGGGCGGUGGGGAUGGGCAUACCGCCAAGGAGUUUCUGCGGGAGUAUCCCGGGUUGAGCGCUGGUCAGUGUGUGGUGCAGGACAUGGAGGAGGUGGUGGAGGCUGCGAGGGAACAGGGCGAUGAGGUGCUGGAGGGGGUGCGCUGGGUGGGGAUGGACUUUUUUAAGGAGGCCCCUGUUGAAGGCGCGUUGGUCUACUACCUCCGGCACAUCAUCCGCGACUACUCGGACCCGGUGGCCACCACUAUCCUCCGCAACAUCUCGCACGCCAUGUACCCCGACAGCCGCGUGCUGAUCUCGGAGCAGCUCAACCCGGACAUGGCUAGCACGCCCGGCCCGCUGCCACUGUACGCGGCCUUCAAGGACUUCUCGAUGCUCUCCAUCGGCGGCAAGGAGCGGUCGCUCGAGCAGUUUGCCGCGCUCGCUGAUGCCGCGGGGCUGAGGGUGUCGGGCGUGUUUAGGCAUGCCGCUACGGCGCAUGCUGUUGUUGAGCUUGCGCUGAAGGGGGCCGGGGUGGGUGUGUGAGGGGUGGUUGAUGGAGGUCGAGAAGGGGCUGUAAAAUAGGGGUUGGGCCUCGGUAGGUUGGUUUCGUAGCGUUGGGCGAGACAUGGUCAUACUCGUAUUUGGAAAUUUGGCAGCGGGUUUGAGAAGUGACGAUUCCACAGCGCCCUCCUGGUUCAAGUCUGAGAAAUGGUCCCGGGUCUGGCAUGUGACUCUGCUUGCGGUCCAAUGUUUGAUGAACCUGGGCACUCAUGCAAACGAAUGAUAGCCAGGAGUAGAAAGAAACGUGCAUCAAAGCUGUUUUUACAUACAUACUAGCAGCCACCCAACCCUCGGGGGCCA
Molecule: messenger RNA, 2258 nt
Organism: Chaetomium fimeti
Lineage: Eukaryota; Fungi; Ascomycota; Sordariomycetes; Sordariales; Chaetomiaceae
Product: S-adenosyl-L-methionine-dependent methyltransferase
Exons: 3
Coding region: 129-1940 (603 amino acids)
Molecular function (GO): O-methyltransferase activity
Source: RefSeq, a predicted model, not a curated record